AUGGCAGUCCGACAUUUACUCUUCACAACCGCGUCAUACCAGCUUGCUCCUACCCAAGUGGAAAUUCGAACAGCCGGUGUCUAUUUCCUUUCGUCUCCAACGAUUGCCACAAUAGCUAGGGUUCUCUAUAGCAAAUUUGAACAGACGGCGACGACGUCGCCUAUCCAGUUCCUGCUUGAAGACGCUGAAUCUGCUGAAAUCAAACGGGAUUCAUUCUUGAAGACGCCGAUUAUGCCGAAAUCGAAUAGGUUAGCAAAAUGGUUUCUGCGUUUUUGUUCAUGGUGGUUUGAACAUCUGAACAGAUGAUCAGUGCAGCGCUGGCUGGGAAGGAUGCGUCGGCCGUUGUCGGCGUUUUCACCGGAGAAGGAAGCGUGUGUGAGUGCCUGCGUCUGCAAUGUGGUUUAUGGUCAGCUACAACCGCUUAUGUAAGAAUGCAGAAGAAAGUUGAUGCAGAUGAGAUCAUUGAGAUGGGAACUGAAGCUGAUCAUUAUGGAUUCAAGUUGGUCACUUCAUCUAUAGAAAAGAAAGACGUACUGAAGAUUGAGAAAGCAAAUGAAUCCAAGUUGAGGAUGUAGUGCACAACCAUAUAUUUCUUUUUUCGUAUUUGAAGACGAGUUGCCGACGCCGCCAUGCACAAGUCGUAAAGCUUCAAAUUACACGCAAGGGCCUCGUGCUGGCCUGCUGAUGAAAGAUGUCUGAUGUUUAAACACCUUAGAUUGUGAUGUGGGUAUCACUAUAAUUGUUGAUCUGGAAUGAAGGAAGCAAGAAUGUUAAUUGCAAGUAUUGUGUUUGCCUCGUUUCUUCUUCUUUUUUCUGAACCAAUUGGCUUGGGUGUUUGGUGAAAUCCCAGGCUUGGAUUCUUUUCAUCGAAAUUAGGGGAAUUAUUUGAAUUUUCAUCUGAAUUUUCUGUUCAUUAGAAUUAUGUUUUGUUCAUUAAGAAAGUGUAAUC
Salvia miltiorrhiza (redroot sage) is the source of this 949-nucleotide messenger RNA. RefSeq lists its product as uncharacterized. The record is from RefSeq and is a predicted model, not a curated record. Bases 1 to 306 code for a protein of 101 amino acids. NCBI's taxonomy places the organism in Eukaryota, Viridiplantae, Streptophyta, Magnoliopsida, Lamiales, Lamiaceae. The transcript has 5 exons.